AUGAGCUCAUCUGAGGAGAAUCAAUUCAUUGGAAACGCUGGAACAUUGAAGAAUAACAAAGAAGAACUUCGUCUCCACUUGUCAAGCGAGAGUGAAGAUUCUUUCAACAACCGAAACGUCAUCCGUCGUGCCAAACUAAUGAACAGCUCACACUUCGUAUGCAUCGUCAUGACAGCCACUCUUCUCGUCACUGUCUGCGGAAUCGUCCUUCUUGUACAAAUCAUUGAACGCUCUCGUCAAUAA
Messenger RNA from Caenorhabditis remanei, 243 nucleotides. RefSeq lists its product as uncharacterized. Bases 1 to 243 code for a protein of 80 amino acids. The transcript is spliced from 2 exons. Lineage: Eukaryota; Metazoa; Nematoda; Chromadorea; Rhabditida; Rhabditidae. The record is from RefSeq and is a predicted model, not a curated record.